Spodoptera exigua (beet armyworm) is the source of this 1362-nucleotide messenger RNA. NCBI's taxonomy places the organism in Eukaryota, Metazoa, Arthropoda, Insecta, Lepidoptera, Noctuidae. The record is from the annotation of a GenBank genome assembly.
AUGCGUGUACUUGGUUUCCCGAAGCCAAUCUCUUUGGAGAGCUUUAGGACUCCUAACUGGGACCUCAUGGAGGAGUGUCUCCGCUGGCUGGCUGCCAGGGUGGAGCCUGACGCGGAGCUGGGAGGGGGCAAGCAGACCGUGGAACAACGGGUAGCACUCGUUACACAUGCCAUCGCGCUCUUCCACUCACGCGCCAACAUAAAACUGAACGGCAAGCGUGUGUACGGCGCGGACGGGUGGGCGGUGCGCGAGCUGAUGAAGGUGGCCAGCAUGCUGCGCGCCGCGCUCGACGCGCCCGCCGCCGACGACCCCCAACACGACAGCUCGCCGCUCAGCUACGACUUCACCAGCCGGCUGGGCGAGAUCAAACAAGCACGUGCUCUGGCGACCGAUAUAACCGCUCAGGGAGCUUUCCUCUACGAUUUACUAGCUAAGGAGGCAGAAAAUAAGGAGGCACGCGAGCAGGCCCUGUCCCGUCCGCUGGACAUGUCGGGCAUGGAGGGCAGCCUGCGGCGCGCGCUGGAGGCGGUGGCGGCGCAGGUGGCGGCGGCGCGCGACCACAUCGACAACGUGGCCGCCAGCGAGGCCGCGCUCGACGCCAAGCUCGAGCGGAAGCGCGCUGAGCUCGUCCGCGCUGAGAAGAGGCUCCAUACUGUGCAGAAAAUCAAGCCUGCGUACCAGGGCGAGCUGACGGCGCUGGAGUCUGAGAUCGAGCAGCUGUGGGAGCAGUACGUGCUGCGCUACCGCUGCGUGGAGGCGCUCAAACACCAGCUCAGCGUGCUCGAGACCGCGCAGGCAGAGGCGGCGGAGGAGCAGCAGGCGGCCAUAAUGCAGCUCAUACACAAGUACGAGGCUGAGGACGUGCUCGGGAAGCUCAGCGACUCCGAUGACUCGGAGUCAAGCGACGAUGGCAAGGAGCUGAGCGAGGUGAAGCAGCCCAGACCUGCUACCAGACCCAAGACACGGCUGAGGAUCAAGACUGCAGGCACGGUGGCGGCGGAGGCCCGGCGCGCCUUCGGCAGCAUGGCGGCGCGCGACUCGCUGGACGACAUCCGCGACGAGGACGACUCGCGCUCCGACUCCGACUUCUCCGACAAGCAGGCCUUCGGGGACCUAUCCAUUUCCAGUGGUGGCGACAUGCCGUCCCGCUGGUCCCGCGCCCGGCCGCGCCCCGCCACGCGGACGCUGGCCGCGGCUGAUGAUGACGACUUCGCUGAUCUCAUUGAAGGCGUGGAGAGCGUGGAGGCGGGGGACUCGCUGGGCAGCAGCUCGGACAGCGAGCUGCGCGUCGGCAGCGCGCGCGCCAGCGGCCGCGGCCCGCGCGCCAGCGCCGCGCCCGCACUCAGCGACAACGAGUUCUAG